Messenger RNA from Temnothorax curvispinosus, 3477 nucleotides. RefSeq names its product protein phosphatase 1 regulatory subunit 16A-like. Gene Ontology annotation, cellular component: cytoplasm. Gene Ontology annotation, molecular function: phosphatase regulator activity; enzyme inhibitor activity; protein binding. The record is from RefSeq and is a predicted model, not a curated record. NCBI's taxonomy places the organism in Eukaryota, Metazoa, Arthropoda, Insecta, Hymenoptera, Formicidae. The coding region runs from base 433 to 2016 and encodes 527 amino acids. The transcript has 9 exons.
CCCCCGAUUUUCGGCGCAUCGCUCAAUCGCGCUGAUCCGUCCCUGUGUGCGAGAGUAUCCCACCCCCUCCCCCGCGGCUUUCUCACGUUCCCGGUUCCCGUGAGAUCCUGCGCGAUACGCGCCUCGCGUCCUGGCCUUGAUCGCGCGACGGCCGACGGCCGACGGCUUCGGUUACCCUCCGAAAAGCGAUGUAAUUGGCAGGAAGUAAACUCCAUUUCGACUCUCGACGACGUGUUUCCCCGCUGGAUCACGCGCCGCGUCUCCGAUCGCCCCGCACGGAGGAGGAGGAGGGUGCGAUGAAUCCCCGCGAGACGGAAUAUUACUCUGCCGUGCACCUUUCCACGGUGAUUGUGCGCCGAGUAACGUGCAACCGGACGUCAGGCUCGAUGAACGAUCAGUAAAUAUACUUGCAAAAACUAUAAGCACGUAACAAUGGAACACUCAGAGUUAGUGGCAGAGAUGGUACACGUUGAAAGACUGACCACGCAAGAGCGGUUACACCUGGCGCGUCAUCGUAGACUUCAACAAUUAAAAGUGUGGAGGCAACGCGAGAAGGAAUGGCUGCGGCACCAAACUAGGCAUACGAGUAAUAAGCGUCACAUAUACUUUAGCGACAGUGUUAUGUUGUUGGAAGCCGCUGCGAGAAAUGACAUCGAUGAAGUAAGAAGGCUUUUGAAAAAGGGUGUAAAUCCCGACUCGACGAACGAAGACGGUUUGACGGCGCUGCAUCAGUGUUGCAUAGAUGACAAUGAAGAGAUGAUGAAGCUACUCAUUGAAUUUGGUGCUAACGUGAAUGCGGAAGACAGUGAGAAAUGGACACCGUUACACGCUGCUGCCACGUGUGGUCACUUGCAUUUAGUCAAAUACCUUAUUGCCAGAGGUGCGAAUUUAUUAGCCGUUAAUGCUGAUGGCAACAUGCCGUACGACAUUUGCGAAGAUGAAAAAACGUUGGAUUGUAUCGAAGGAGAGAUGGCAAGACGAGGAGUUACUCAAGAAUUAAUAGAUGAAACAAGAGCUUCAACCGAGGUUCAAAUGUUACGUGAUUUGCAAAAGAUUGCUUCUUUAGGAGGUGACCUUGAAUAUAAAGAUCAUCAAGGUGCUACGCCUCUUCAUAUAGCAGCGGCAAAUGGGUACUUACGAGUCGUGGAAUUUCUUCUUGACCAACAUGUAUCAACGGAUGUAGAGGACAAUGACAAAUGGCAACCAGUUCAUGCAGCUGCAUGUUGGGGACACUUGGAAGUACUUGAAUUAUUGGUGCAAAACGGAGCCGACCUAAAUGCCAGAAAUAAACACGAUGAAACUCCCGCGGAUAUAUGCGAAGAUCCGGAAAUUAGGGAGAGGAUAGUGGAAUUGAAAACAGAACAAGAGAGUAAACGACUUCGUGAAGCGCAAGGGCGUAGGGUACGCAGAUCGCAAAGCAUAAAUACGCGAACACAAAGCGUACGUCGAACAUCCAUUCGAGACAAAGUUCUUACUACGAAAAAAGACGCGCAGGAAGAAACUCGCUUAAGGUUACAAGCGCAACAGACGUAUGUUAGCGCUCCUACGCCUAGUAUUCCGCCAUUGGAGAACAAUACGCAGGAGGUAGGGGACCACGAGACUGAUUCCGGCGCGCUGACUUCAGCGGUGCGGAAAGGUCCCGAAGGAAAAGACAACGAGUCUUUUCUUCACGAAGAUGUUGAUAAAGAUUCAGCAGUGACAGGGCCUGACCCACUGGUCGGCAGCCAGCCGCAGUCGCCGAUUUACUCUACGGACGCUGACACCAACGGCAAGAUCAACAUACACGUGUCCGUUGUUUUCGUGAAAUCCCUGUCGGAUCUGAAGAAGAAACGGGCGCAGAAUCGGCACAUAUCCGGCGGCUCCUUAGACGCGAACGGGAACGGCAUCCCGAUGCCGGUCUCGUCCAUCUCCAAUUCCGAUCUCAGCACCGACGAUUUCACCCAGCGCUUCACUGGGAACACCAGUGAGAUCGUGAGCGAUAAUCACUCGGAGAAGAGCUGCUGCACCGUCAUGUAAACGCGCUAAUUACACAAUCUCGUUUUCCUUGUCCUUGCCCACUGUUAUCUACGAUGUCGUCGGAGCUCACCGGAAUCUUUCGCGCACACAAACGAGAAUAUAUUCCCGCAAUUAUAUCUUCCAGUAUUUUUUUCAAGACUCAACGCUGCGUUCUUGUACUUCCGCAAUUUUUCAAGUCGCGCGUUUAAUCCGAGCCCGAGGGUCGUGAUAUUUUUUAUUAGAUAUAUAUAUACAUAUAUACAUAUAUUUUCUUAGCACAUAUAGAGCGACAUUAUGUACAUCACAGAUAAUAACCGCGGGGGCGCGUAUCGACAGCUUUAAAAUCAAAACAGUUAUCGGUUUUGAUGUCGCACGAACGGCAUAUAUGUACUUAAAUCAUGUGACGAAACGUUUUUCCUGCGAUUCUCACGCGAAUCGCAGCGUUUGAACAAGCUCGGUAUCAACAACACCUUGUUACGAUGACUACUCAGAGCAUGUACUUAUUUGUAGAAAUUAUAUAAUUGCAUUUUUGUUUUACAACUAUCCAGCGCCUAAAGCGUUCAAGUAUUGUACAGACUUUUACUUUAUUUAUUGUUAUAUUAAAGGAAAUGUAUAGACUACUAGAAAGACAAGAGAUGUGUGUUACAACAUUCGUAGGUACUACCUAGAUUCGAGUUUUUCUAGUAUCCCCGCAAACAGGUAUAAGACUAUCAGACAUCUUCCAAUAUUUUUUAUGAGACUAGCUGUAAGGAUUGAGUGGAAACUGUUUUUUAUAUCGAUUUAAAGAUUAUUUGUAAAUUUUGAUAUGUAGUAUUUAUCUAUCUAUUACAACUAAAGACUUUUCACUUGAAUUCCUUGUUCCGCAUAUAGCAAGUCGCUAUAUACAUCGCUGAUUUACAAUUUUGCACCUGUGUUGCGCCUUUGACAAACGCGUGACAUUCGAGUUUAAUUCGACAAUUCGUGCCGGAGAUAUUCGAGAUAUAAAUAUGUAAACUUUACUUCUUUUUUCGAGUAAAUUUUACGCAUCCCCGUGUAACGAGGGAGAAUACCAGCGAAUCAAAAUGGUAGCAAACUUUAUUCGUGAUCACGCGUAUAUACAGGACCGUGUGUAAAAUAAUCAUUUGUCCUGCCGAACGGUCGUAUUUUUUGUACACGUUUACGUCAAAUCGCAUCCAAAUUAAAAAUACAAAGAGGGAUCUUCGAAGGAAGUAAAUAGUACAAAUAAACGCUCAUACAUUCCUCCACGAUGCAUAAUAAACGUUGCCAAACUUUACGCGGCUUCCGGCCUUCACGAUAGCAGUCGCGUGACUCGUUCCGCGUCUUGCAAUUGCGUUAAUCGUGAAACUAAUGAUAAUCGCCGCGAUUAUUCCAAUUAAAAGUACGUAGCACACGUGCGAUAGUGGACGCAUGAUUUGAUUGCGAAUGUCUAUGGCGAAAGUUGAUUUCAAUGGCUGUAUUUGAAAUGAAUUUAUGUGACGUCUA